UUUUUUCUCUGUCAAUUCAAACCAACAACCAUGUCCGAAACCGCACCUGCCGUGCCUCCUGCGCCUCCUGCAGAAAAGGCGCCGGUGAAGAAGAAGGCUCGCAAGUCCACCGGGGCCGCCAAGCGCAAGGCGUCGGGCCCCCCGGUGUCCGAGCUCAUCACCAAGGCCGUGGGCGCCUCCAAGGAGCGCAGCGGCGUGUCGCUGGCCGCGCUCAAGAAGGCGCUGGCGGCCGCCGGCUACGACGUGGACAAGAACAACAGCCGCAUCAAGCUGGGUCUCAAGACCCUGGUGAGCAAGGGCACCCUGGUGCAGACCAAGGGCACCGGCGCCUCGGGCUCCUUCAAGCUCAACAAGAAGGCGGCCUCUGGGGAGGCCAAGCCCAAACCCAAGAGGGCGGGCGCCGCCAAGCCCAGGAAGGCUGCUGGGGCUGCCAAGAAGCCCAAGAAGGCCGCGGGCUCGGCCACCCCCAAGAAGAGCGCCAAGAAGACCCCAAAGAAGGCGAAGAAGCCGGCGGCAGCUGCGGGAGCCAAGAAAGUGGCCAAGAGCCCGAAGAAAGCCAAGGCCGCCAAGCCCAAGAAGGCGGCUAAGAGCCCGGCCAAGGCCAAAGCCCCGAAGCCCAAGGCUGCCAAGCCUAAAGCUGGGAAACCAAAGAAGGCGGCCCCCAAAAAGAAGUAAUGAUUGAGGUGAUCUGAGAACACAAAGGCUCUUUUCAGAGCCACCCAAUGAAUCUGAUAAAAAGAGCUUCUAAGACCCUUUUUGAUGGAGUGGGGGAACGGAGGUGGAAAUCUUUAUACUUUAAUUCUGACUAGAGGCCGCAGUGUAGCAAUCCACAGAAAGGGUGGUUGGUGCUGGAAACAGCCUUUGGGGUUAAGGUGGCUGGGCACUCGGCGUCCUACCUUUUCACUCUAAACCUUAUCUCUCAGAUUAUCAGCCCGUUUUGUUACAUGUGUGGAUAGCCUCCCUUUUUAUUGCCGGGUACAAUUGACCCCCAGAGUGCGAGUUUUGUUUCACUUUGUUCCCUGCCUUCUUCCUUAAACUGACACUUUGACAAAAAUACAGAAGCACUGUUACCAGGACUAGGCAUCUAAUGACACUUUACCAGUUACUGGGAGUCACAGUGGUGCUAUUAUCACCUGCAAGUUGGCUACAAGGUGGGAAAGACUGCACUGAGCUCUCCAGGUAUUUGUGAAUCUCACUUUCUAGGGUAUGUAGCUGACCAUUCCCACCAGACAGCCUGCAGUUCAAUAAACUGCUGUGGUAAGCCAGGCUGUGUGGCUCCUGCCAGGACCUUGGGUGUUUCCUGAAGUGCAGACCUAUUGACUUUGUUCCUGAAGGGCCUUCAUUGUUUACGGACCCCAGGAUGGGGACUCCCUUAGGUGAUGUCAGCCAAAGUAACAACCCCGAUACUGCGUUGACUAAGUGGGGUUCAGGCCCCGCCUUUCUUGAAGAAAGAGGGCUUCUCUCAAUAGUUCCUGAGGGACUACAGCAAAAGAGGGAUUAAUGUAUUCGCUUUACCUGUUGUGCACAGUCCCAAUCCUGCCUUAGCGAUACAUGCUGUAGGGACCUUAGAUUACUUAUUGUGCUACAAGUUCUGAAUUCCUGGUAUGAACUCCCAAGUCAAAACGCCAGGCUCAGACACUCGGGUGACCAGCUGAAACAGUGACAACACUCGGUGCCAAAGGGACACAUAAGACGUGUCUGUCAGGCAAGGAAGGGAUUGGUGGACAGAGAAAAACUGGGAAGCCAGUGACA
Messenger RNA from Rhinolophus ferrumequinum (greater horseshoe bat), 1752 nucleotides. Its product is annotated as histone H1.4-like. The record is from RefSeq and is a predicted model, not a curated record. Lineage: Eukaryota; Metazoa; Chordata; Mammalia; Chiroptera; Rhinolophidae. Gene Ontology annotation, cellular component: nucleosome. Gene Ontology annotation, biological process: nucleosome assembly. The coding region runs from base 31 to 675 and encodes 214 amino acids. The transcript has a single exon. Gene Ontology annotation, molecular function: structural constituent of chromatin; DNA binding.